CUGAAAACUACUGAAUUAUUUACGCGACUCGGCAGCAAUGCUUUGGUUGUGACGCCCGCGUCCCUUUUUGUUUUUCCGUUUCUUUGCCCUUUGGCUACAGCUUUGCCGGUGGCUGGAAAGGAGAACGCAGAAAGGAGAACGCAGAAAGGAGAAUACCCUCCGCAGUGGCAAUUAAACUCUCACUAAAGGUGCGCCAUGGCGCCGUUGAUCAUCGCAACUUCUAUCCCGCGACGUGCCCGGCUGCCUAUUCUCCUCGUCGCCGCUCUUGCAGCCCUCUAUAUCCUCUCAGCACGUCACGUACCGCUCUUCGCCGUGGAUUUUAGCCGGUUCUCUCCCUUCAAUCCGUCUCGUUCAAAUCGCAUGGAUGUGCUGCGGUUCGUCGACCCUCUCAUCGGGACCGCCAAUGGAGGCCACGUUUUUCCUGGUGCUACCUUGCCCUAUGGUCUGUUAGGCCUACUCCUCCUGUCCUGUCCUAAGAAACACACGUAUGAUGAUGCCCUUUCAAAGGCUGAGAAACUUAUGCGCAUCUGGCCAUGGAUCUAGGCAUGGCGAAACCUGGUCCUGAUACGGACGCCAGGGGCGAGAACGCCGCUGGUUUUGUCUCGGACCAUUCUUACAUCAUCGGCUUCUCUCAUUUACAUGACUCUGGUGCGUUGCGUGAUAGCUUCCAGG
Messenger RNA from Sodiomyces alkalinus F11, 672 nucleotides. RefSeq lists its product as hypothetical. The coding region runs from base 196 to 543 and encodes 115 amino acids. The transcript is spliced from 2 exons. The record is from RefSeq and is a predicted model, not a curated record. Lineage: Eukaryota; Fungi; Ascomycota; Sordariomycetes; Glomerellales; Plectosphaerellaceae. Gene Ontology annotation, molecular function: carbohydrate binding.